GGGGGCGGGCGGGGACGCUCCCCGCCGGCCUGGGCCCCUCGGCACUGCCAGGUGUGGAUCCAUGGGGUAGCCCCAACGCAUCUGCCCUUCUGCCCCAGCCAGCUCAUGCCUCAGUACCCAGGGACAGUGAACAGAGCCCUGGCUGGAGCCCAAACAUGUGGGGCCUGGUGAGGCUCCUGCUGGCCUGGCUGGGUGGCUGGGGCUGCAUGGGGCGCCUGGCAGCCCCCGCCCGGGCCUGGGCAGGAUCCCGGGGGGGCCCAGGACCAGUGCUGCUGCGGAACCGAAGGAGCUGGGUGUGGAACCAGUUCUUUGUCAUUGAGGAAUAUGCCGGUCCAGAGCCCGUCCUUAUUGGUAAGCUGCACUCGGAUGUGGACAGGGGCGAGGGCCGCACCAAGUACCUGCUGACCGGGGAGGGGGCAGGCACUGUAUUUGUGAUUGAUGAGGCCACAGGCAAUAUCCAUGUCACCAAGAGCCUGGACCGGGAAGAGAAGGCACAGUACGUGCUGCUUGCCCAAGCCGUGGACCGAGCCUCAAACCGGCCUCUGGAGCCCCCGUCAGAGUUUAUCAUCAAGGUGCAAGACAUUAAUGACAACCCACCUAUCUUUCCCCUCGGGCCCUACCACGCCACAGUGCCCGAGAUGUCCAAUGUCGGGACGUCAGUGAUCCAGGUGACUGCUCACGAUGCCGAUGACCCCAGCUACGGGAACAGCGCCAAGCUGGUGUACACUGUGUUGGAUGGACUGCCCUUCUUCUCUGUGGACCCCCAGACGGGAGUGGUGCGUACUGCCAUCCCCAACAUGGACCGGGAGACGCAGGAGGAGUUCUUGGUGGUGAUUCAGGCCAAGGACAUGGGCGGCCACGUGGGGGGGCUGUCGGGCAGCACUACGGUGACGGUCACCCUCAGCGAUGUCAACGACAACCCCCCCAAGUUCCCUCAGAGCCUAUACCAGUUCUCUGUGGUGGAGACGGCUGGGCCGGGCACCCUGGUAGGCCGGCUGCGAGCCCAGGACCCAGAUCUGGGGGACAACGCCCUCAUGGCGUACAGCAUCCUGGACGGAGAGGGGUCCGAAGCCUUCAGCAUCAGCACAGACUCCCAGGGUCGAGACGGGCUCCUCGCUGUCCGCAAGCCCCUGGACUUCGAGACCCGACGCUCCUAUUCCUUCCGCGUGGAGGCCACCAACACCCUCAUCGACCCAGCCUACCUGCGGCGAGGGCCCUUCAAGGACGUGGCCUCCGUGCGCGUGGCCGUGCAGGACGCCCCAGAGCCGCCUGCCUUCACCCAGGCUGCCUACCACCUGGCGGUGCCUGAGAACAAAGCUCCUGGGACGCUGGUGGGCCGAGUCUCAGCGGCAGACCUGGAUUCCUCAGCCAGCCCAAUCAGAUACUCCAUCCUCCCCCACUCGGAUCCAGAGCGCUGCUUCUCCAUCAAGCCCGAAGAUGGCACCAUCCGCACAGUGGUGCCCCUGGACCGCGAGGCUCGCAUCUGGCACAACCUCACAGUGCUGGCCACAGAGCUUGACAGCUCCGCACGGGCCUCCCGUGUGCAAGUGGCCAUCCAGAUCCUGGACGAGAAUGACAACGCUCCCCAGCUGGCUGAGCCCUACGACACCUUCGUGUGUGAUUCUGCAGCCCCCGGCCAGCUGAUUCAGGUCAUCCGGGCCCUGGACAGAGACGAGGUGGGCAACAGUAGCCGUGUCUCCCUUCAAGGUCCUCUGGGCCCCGAUGCCAACUUCACUGUCCGAGACAACCGAGAUGGCUCCGCCAGCCUGCUGCUGCCCUCUCGCCCUGCUCCGCCCCGCCAGGCCCCCUAUCUGGUUCCCAUAGCACUGUGGGACUGGGGGCAGCCAGCCCUGAGCAGCACUGCCACCGUGACAGUCAGCGUGUGCCGCUGCCGGCCCGAUGGCUCCGUGGCUUCCUGCCGGCCCGAGGCUCAGCUCUCACCCACUGGGCUCAGCACUGGGGCCCUGCUUGCCAUCGUCACCUGUGUGGGCACCCUGCUCGGUGAGUCGGGCCACCUUGGCACGUAGAUGUGGGGCCGGAGCCUGCAGGGGCUGGAGAGAGGGGCCAGGGCCCUGGACCUAGGGAACUCCACCCCGGGGCUUAGAGGAUGCGCCCGUGCGCGGAUUUUCCCACUCCCUCGUGUGUCCAAGAGAAGAGCUCCGGCCUCCGGCCCUGGCAUUACCAGUCCGCAGUGACAGCAGCAGGCCGUAAAAACUGGUUAUUGAAGCCUGACUCUGGACGGUGCGUGGUGCCCGGCGCAUCACUUGUGCUAUUUCGUGUCAUCCUUUCAACAGCCCUAAGAGGGAAAUUCGUUUUCCCGGUGUUCCACACCAGCCCUCUAAGGGUCAGAGGUUCAGAGAAGCGAAGCAACUUCCCACAGUCACACGGCGAGUGCGGGAUGAAGUCAGGCCUCAAACGAGGCCUGCCAGGGCUUAAACCCGGGUCUCGCCUCCCCUCGGCCACACUGGCUCCUCCGUCUCCCAAGCCGCGUGCGGCCCCGGGACGGAAGCAGGCGGCGCGCUCCGGGGCGCCGCGGGCUCAGCGGCCUU
This is a messenger RNA of Leptonychotes weddellii (Weddell seal), 2549 nucleotides long. The record is from RefSeq and is a predicted model, not a curated record. NCBI's taxonomy places the organism in Eukaryota, Metazoa, Chordata, Mammalia, Carnivora, Phocidae.